Centropristis striata (black sea bass) is the source of this 648-nucleotide messenger RNA. It is a transcript of the gene atp5pd, whose product is annotated as ATP synthase peripheral stalk subunit d. Gene Ontology annotation, biological process: proton motive force-driven ATP synthesis. Gene Ontology annotation, molecular function: proton transmembrane transporter activity. Lineage: Eukaryota; Metazoa; Chordata; Actinopteri; Perciformes; Serranidae. The record is from RefSeq and is a predicted model, not a curated record. The coding region runs from base 112 to 597 and encodes 161 amino acids. The transcript is spliced from 6 exons.
CAGCAGAGGGCGGUGGCGCCUCCCUGCUGCUCUCCGAGCUCAUGAAGAAGAAGCACUUCCACUGUUCUGAUUCACUGUCACUACACUUUGUACAGCAGCGAGACAGGCAAUAUGGCAGGCCGACGUGUAGCCCUGAAAGCCAUUGACUGGCUGGCGUUUGCUGAGAGGGUUCCUCCCAACCAGAAGGCCAUGUUCAACUCACUGAAGACUCGCAGUGAUGCCAUCGCUGCCAAGUUUGUUUCCCUGCCCGAGGCUCCUGCAGCCAUAGACUGGAGUUACUACAGGAGCACAGUGGCCAGAGCCGGGAUGGUCGAUGAGUUUGAGAAGAAGUUCAAAGCCGUGCAGAUCCCUGAGCCUGUGGACACACAGACAGCUGCCAUCAAUGCACUGGAGGCUGAAUCUAAUAAAAAUGCAACAGCCUACGUUGAAGAAUCUAAGGCCCGCAUCGCUCAGUAUGAGAAGGAGCUGGACAAGUUUAAAAACAUGAUCCCCUUCGACCAGAUGACCAUCGAGGACCUCAACGACACCUUCCCCGAGACCAAGUUGGACACGGUCAAAUACCCCCUCUGGCCCUACAAGCCCAUUGCAGACUUGUAAACCUAUUACUGGACAGUCACCUCACAAUAAAGUUUAUGUAUUUUAAAGGAA